AGGAACCUAAUUCCGCUCUAUGGGACAUCAGAGAAAUCUUGACCAUUGUGCCACUGUCCGAGUUUCCUUGACAACUUAUAUGCUGGUCACUCCGUCUGGUCACCUCCCUCAGGUCAUCAGGCCGUAACAGUCCCGAAUUAGCCACCUCCGUUUGUCACCCUUCCCGCCAGGAGUGAUGUAUGGGACUAAGCGGACGACUUGUCAUCAUUGCGCUGGAAGCAUUUACUCUUGUGUGUUACCUGGCAGAUGAACAGUGUACAGUCAGUGUGCCGGGCUGGUAGACCAGGGACAAUGUACACCUGGGGAGUGCUCCUCCUUCUCCCUGCCCUCCUGCUACAUACCCCCAGCGUCCAGGGGGACAAGCCAGAGUUCAGGAUUGCCUGGAUGGCACCCAAGCAGGAGUACAACAAGUUCAGUGCUGCCACUACUGUGAAUGCCUUAAAGUUGGCCUUGUUAACAAUUCAACAGAAAUACCUCAGAGGAUAUCAGAUACGGGUGAAAUGGUACGACAGUGACUGCAACUCCAAGGCCGCUCUCACUUCCGCUGUCGACGCCAAGAACAUGUUUGACCCCCAUCUCUUCCUGGGACCCCCGUGUUCUACAGGCAUGCGCCCCGUGGCUCAGUUGGCGUCCUACUGGAACAUCCCCGUGUUUGGCUGGGUCUCCAACGACCACGACCUAAGGAACAGGGACAUCUACUCCACUCUUAUCAGGCUCCUCGGACCCCUCAACCAGUUCUCCACGACGAUGCGCUACGUCUCCAGUAUGUUCGACUGGAAGCGUUACGCCAUGAUCCACGACAAAGAAGCAUCCUACAAGUCGGUGUACGAAGCUCUGGCUGGAGACGCAACCAACUUCUUCACAUCCACGCACUCUGUGAGCCCGAGCAUGGACGACGACCAGAUCAAAGAGAUCUUCCUCCAGGUCAAGAAGUACGCCCGAAUCAUCAUCUUCGCCGUGCCGUGGUUGACGAUGAGGAAGUACAUCCUGGUGGCUCACCGACUGGGGCUCACGACGGGGGAGUUCGCCUUCAUCUGCAUCAAUGGAGACGUGUAUUCGGGCGAGACGCUCGAGGCAGAUGUUUUAUCAGACCGUGUGUGGCGUCGGAACGAUUCCUUUGAUGAAGAGGCCAAGUUUGCGUUCGAGUCCGUCAUCCAUGUUAUUCUUGUUGGCCAAGAACAGCAGACUUACAAAAAGUUCAAGAACCACGUUCAGAAGAUGAAUUCAAUGACGAAUGAGUUGUGGGACAUUCCCCAAGGCUCGGACCAACUGGACGCCUACGCCCCCUUCUUGUAUGACGCCACGGUGCUGUGGGCGAUCUUAGUCAACCGGUCAAUUGUAUUGGGAGGGGAUCCAAGAAAUGGAAGCCAUAUGUUCUCCAUGGCACAAGGCGUACAGACCACUGGUGUGACGGCUAAUUUGGUUCUCGACAGCUUCUGUGACCGACUGGUCAACAUCUGGUUGCUGGACAUGCAGGAAGACGGCAACUUCACCACCAUUACCGAGAUCUACAACACCCUCAACGGCGGAAUGGUUUUCUCUAAACUAGAGAAGACGAUCAGAGUGAGAUGGCCCGACGGGAAGGUGGGACAGGAGAACGCUCCACCAGACAUACCUACGUGUGGAUUUGAAGGGGAGAAAUGCAAGAAAGAUCCAGACUCCCACGACCUCGGCUACGCUGACACCAUCACAGGGGCGGCAGCAGGGUCGUCGGUCGUCCUCAUCAUCGCCAUCGCCGUGCAGGUGUCACUCAGACGUUACCGACGUCGCCGGCAGCUGGAGAGUAUGUUGUGGCAGGUUAAGUUUGAGGAGAUAGACUUCGUCACAGCUAUUCUCUGUGGCAGCGUCAGGUCUAGCUUCAAGAAUCUAGCCCGUCGUUGGAAUUCUAAAACCGCUAAGGGAGUGGCGAAGACACGCGAUGUUGUGAGUUGUGCUGAUUCCUACACAGACUCUCCAAGGUCACUUCACUGUACGGAGACUGGCACCACCAUGUUUGGUUCCGUCGCCUACAUCAGAGGGAGCCUGGUGUCCGUCAAGAGGAUGUCCAAGAACAGCGUCAGCCUCACCAAGGAGGUCCUGCAGGAACUCAACCAGUUGAUGGAACUGAAGAACCAGAACGUCUGUGCUUUUGUUGGCGCAUGCGUAGAUCCAGGAAGAAUUUUGCUGCUGUGGGAAUAUUGUGCGAAAGGCAGCUUACAGGACAUCAUCUGGAACACGAACAUCAAGCUGGAUCAGCUCUUCAAGUUCGCCCUGUGCCAGGACGUCGCCAAGGGUCUGGAAUACAUCCAAAAAAGUCCUGUAAAUUACCAUGGCAACCUGAAAAGUUCCAACUGUGUCGUGGACAGUCGGUGGACAUGUAAACUCACGGACUUCGGGGUUCCUAAAAUCAGAUCGAUGGACAAGGCGUCGAUACCCUUCGAGGAGAACGCAGACAAGGACCUAUGGACGGCCCCUGAGGUCCUGCGAGCCGACAGGAACAUAGAUUUUCAGAAGGCGGACAUAUACGCCAUCGGCGUCAUCAUGAAGGAGGUGUUCACCCGGUCCGGCCCCUACACCGAGUACCCCUUCUUCUGUUCAUCAGAAGUCGUCCGACGAGUUCGUGACCCUCCGUCGCACAAUCGGUUCCGUCCGUCGGCAGCACGUGAGCUUCGCCAGCAUCCUGACCUAGCGGCCCUGAUCGAGGAUUGCUGGAGUGAGGACCCCAGUGCUCGUCCCUCCGCCCCGAGGGUAGUCAAGUCUCUCACGAGGAUCAAUCCAUCCAAACACAUGACGAUGAUCGACAACAUGAUCGCCAUGUUGGAGAAGUAUGCCAACCAUCUGGAGGAGCUUGUGGCGGAGAGGACGAGUGAGUUGGACGCGGAGAAGGGGAAGACGGAGAACCUGCUGUACAGGAUGCUGCCACAGUCCGUGGCCGAGGACCUCAAGUUGGGUAAACCGGUGAAGGCGGAGAUGUUUGACCAGGCUACGAUAUACUUCUCAGAUAUAGUGGGCUUCACCAAGAUCUGUGGCGAGAGUACACCCAUUGAGGUCGUCAACUUCCUCAACGCACUGUACACACUCUUUGAUGACAUCAUCACUCACUAUGACGUGUACAAGGUGGAGACAAUCGGGGACGCCUACAUGAUAGCAAGCGGUCUGCCGAUGAGGAACGGCGACAACCACAUCAAGGAGAUCGCCGACUGUGCCAUGGACAUCCUCGCCUCCACCGCCACCUUCACCAUACCUCAUCUACCAGACAGACCCCUCAAGAUACGUAUAGGAAUCCACACAGGGUCGGUGGUUGCAGGAGUUGUUGGUCUAGCGAUGCCUCGGUACUGUUUGUUUGGAGACACGGUCAAUGUGGCCUCCAGGAUGGAGUCAACCGGGUUCCCCAUGAAGAUCCACCUGAGCUCAGUCGCCCAUGACAAGCUGGUGUCUCGGUUCGCUGGCUACCACUUUUACGACCGGGGCGAGAUCCCAGUGAAGGGCAAGGGCACCAUGACCACCUUCUUCCUGACCGGGAGGGACGGCUUCACCAAGGUCCUGCCCCCUGCUGACCAGGACGUCCCGGGGUCCCCGGCAGGGAAGUGGGGGACACCAGAAGACCGUCAUCCCAUGCUCCUGCCCAGUCUGUCGGACUGUGGCAUCCACACCAGAGAGGUCAGCCAUUCUGUCCUGGUGUCCAUGCCCAUACUGACCGCCGGGGAACAUGUGAAGGACAACCAGGACGGUCCUUACCCUGCCAGCUGUACCGCUCUGUCUCAAGGAACGUCAGAUCAUGACGUGUGUUCUCCCGAUCUUAUGACACGAAGAACGUAUGUGAAAUCCAGUGUUCCACGACGGAAAGAACCUAUACAUGACGUUCAUGUCAAUGUAGUGACGUCAAGGUUUCACACCAUGCCACGUGCUUCCUCACAUGUACUUAGAGGUGCGGAACAGCAUUCCACAAACACAAACCUGGUAACGCCAGGAAGCCAUGGGUCAUGUCAUGUGGCCACGCGUGUCAAUAGCGUACCAAAUUCAGGAUAUUCGUCUCACAGCAUCCCCAGAACACUAGAAGCACAAGAUCAACGUGAUGUGACCUCACUGGUAAAUAUUGUAACAGAGUCAGGACCUUCACCUCAGAGUAACCCACCGACGCAAGGAGAAGAUUCCUAUGAUGUUAUCCCGCAGGUAAACAGUGUUACGGAGCCAAGAAGUUCUGCUCACUGCAAUAAUAUGACGACGGAAACACAGUCGCCAUAUCUUACCUCGCUAAGUGUGACAAGAACAAGACGUUCAUCUCAGGGCAACCCCACGACGUAUAGUACUAGGGAGCCACUCACUGUAAACUCUCACACUUAUCAACCAACACUUGAUGUUCCCUCCAGCAGUAGAACAUCACAGACUGAAGUUUCAAACUCGUCCUUGACCAAUAGCCUAAAAGAGCCGACACAUCGGGCGCCAGGACCUAGGUCUAAUUCAGUUGUGGGUGUUGUCAACAUGGCGUUUGAAUCAAAAGAGGAUCGAAAAUCAGCAGCGGGCUUUACGAUGAAAAGUGCCACAAUUCCACGCUGUUCUAGCAGAGCUAGAGCGUUGACCCCGCAUUUGACAUCACACAUUGACGUGGACAUGUAUGAUGAAAAACUAAAGCGACGAGUGACCCGUGUUGUUGAGAUCACACCGUUAUGACCAGCGGUAGCUCGGUUGUUGAUGUGUGAGGUUGAAGGGGAGAGGUGCCUUUCCAGCGGAGAUAGAGGGAUGGAGGUUCUGACAUGUCUUGCAUGAAGUUCUGAGAGUUCCAAAUUGCUUUAUGACACAUUCAUGCAGGAAUUUCAGGGAUCGUUUGGAAGAUUCCAAGAGGGAUAUGAGAUUGCAGGAGUUUGAGAAGAAAUUUGCACGUGUUAGCAAACUGUUCUUGACAUUCAAGAAGCAGGGUACACGUGAGUGUUUUGGAGCAGUUAUACUAACACGUGUGUUCUGGACUAACACGUUUAACUGAAACGAGAAUCUGACACUUGAAACAGAAGACGACCAUCAACACGUGUGUCCUGAAUAUUGCAGAAUUCUACACGUGAUGAACUUUAUGUAACUCCCGGUGAAUUCAACAUGUCCAGGUUAGGACGUCUGGCGAUGAUGACUUGAUGUGCUGUGCAGAUGGUCAUAAGUUUACCUACAUUUUGUAUACACGCAACUUGUCGACUGUCACACAGCAAACCAAUCACCCAAGCCAUGCGGCCAUCAAACAUUUCUCCUUGUAUUAUCAUGCAUAGAUUCCUGUGUCCACGCCCUACAUCCAGCCAGCUAUAUAUUAAAUAAACCGCUACACAUAGAUUUA
Molecule: messenger RNA, 5296 nt
Organism: Haliotis rufescens (red abalone)
Lineage: Eukaryota; Metazoa; Mollusca; Gastropoda; Lepetellida; Haliotidae
Product: atrial natriuretic peptide receptor 2-like
Exons: 25
Coding region: 247-4650 (1467 amino acids)
Biological process (GO): protein phosphorylation; receptor guanylyl cyclase signaling pathway; cGMP biosynthetic process
Cellular component (GO): membrane
Molecular function (GO): protein kinase activity; guanylate cyclase activity; ATP binding
Source: RefSeq, a predicted model, not a curated record